Molecule: messenger RNA, 1128 nt
Organism: Parnassius apollo (apollo)
Lineage: Eukaryota; Metazoa; Arthropoda; Insecta; Lepidoptera; Papilionidae
Source: the annotation of a GenBank genome assembly
AUGAUCCAGAAAAAAACAGAUAUCAGCAAGAGAGGCGGCGCGACAAUUCGCGAUUCCAAACAGACAAUAUUAAAUAAAGUAAACAAGUCUCAUACAAAGUCUGUCGGAUGUCCAACGCGAUUAUCUGAAGACCAAGAAGCCAAAUUUAUUAAAGUUUUAAUUGCUACUGGGGAAUUCGGAUGCCCACUUAGUAAAUUGGAUCUUCGCCUCGUCGUGUUUGAAAACUUGAAAAAGAAUGGCCGCGAGGAUGUAUUUAAAGGAGGGCCUCCUGGAAAAGCAUGGCUUGAUAAUUUUUUGUCAAGACAUUCAUCAGAUUUGUCAGUUCGUAGCACGCAGAAUAUUAAAAAAAAUAGAGCUGAGAAAGGGGUUGAUGAGUUCAUGGAAUAUUUUAGAAAUUUAGAAGAGACUUUGAAAGAUGUUGCUCCAUCAAAUAUACUCAAUUUUGACGAAACAAAUUUAACAGAUGAUCCAGGAUCUUUAAAAUGUAUAUUUAGGCGAGGAAUAAAAUAUCCCGAGCGAGUGCUCAAUUUAACUAAAGGAGCCAUUUCGCUGAUGUUCUCAGUUACAGCGAACGGGAGUUUGCUACUUAUUUACGUUGUCUAUAAGGCAGAGAAUUUAUAUUCUGAAUGGAUACAGGGCGGACCGCGUGGCACUAGGUAUAACCGCACAAGAUCUGGGUGGUUUGAUUCUUUUGUUUUUGAGGAUUACUUUAACACAACUAUUAUGGAUUGGGCAAAGUCUUUACCUGGUAAAAAGGUCAUUAUAUGCGAUAAUUUAUCAAGCCACUUAAAUGUGAGUGUUAUCGAAUUAUUUGAUCAAGUUGAAAUAUAUUCAUCUAAAAAUAUCAAAAGCGGAUUCAGAGCAACGGGGAUCUACCCAUUCAACCCAAGAGAAGUACUGAAGCGUGUACCAGAGUAUCAAGAAGAUGUGGCAUCAUAUGGGAUUGACAAUGCAUUGCUAGACUACUUAAAGCAUAGCAGAGAGAAGACUAGCAGUAAAAAAAGGAAGAAAAAACGUCGUUUGAGAAAAACUGUCAAAAAGGAAAACGUAGUAAACUAUUUGAUAUUAUGUCUUGUGUUAUCACAAAAAGUAUAUUGCUGUAUUUCUUUGGUAUUUACUAGAAUGUGA